AUGGAAAACCCAGACACUACAAAACCCACAAGAUCACCACCACCCCCGCCGCCGCAACAACAACCAGACCCCAAGAAGCUCAAAAUGUCCACCACCACCACCGACGACGAACAAACCGCCGCCACCACCCAAAAGCAACGCCUCAAACGCCGCAAGGUCGCAAUCUUCUUCGCCUACUGCGGCGUCGGAUACCAAGGAAUGCAAAAGAAUCCCGGCGCCAAGACCAUCGAAGGCGACCUCGAAGAAGCCCUCUACCUCUCCGGCGCCGUUCCGGAGCAAGACCGCAGCAACCCCAAGCGUUACGACUGGGCCCGCUCGGCCCGGACCGAUAAGGGCGUCAGCGCCGUGGGCCAGGUCGUGUCGGGUCGGUUCUAUGUCGACCCGCCGGGGUUCGUGGACCGCCUCAAUUCGCACCUCUCCCCGCAAAUUCGGAUUUUCGGGUACAAGCGCGUGACGGCGUCGUUUAAUGCGAAGAAGUUUUGUGAUCGGAGGAGGUAUGUUUAUCUUAUUCCUGUCUUUGCUCUUGAUCCGAGUGCGCAUAGGGAUAGAGAGAGUGUGAAGGCUAGUUUGGGGUCUGAUGAGGAGUUUGUUAAGUGCUUGGAGUGCUCUGAUAGGGGCCGAAAAGUCGGUGGAUUAAUGGGUAAGCGCACUUAUCAAUUGAGAGGAGGUAAUAGUUACAAUUCGGAAUCGGUAACCGAAAUUAGCACUAAUGAUGAUAUGAAAAUCGACAAUGAUAUUGAGGGUGAGGAUAAUGUGGUGGUUGGCAAUGCUGAUAUGAACUCUGCGGAGGAGGUGAAUGGAGGGGAGAAGAAGGCUGUGGAGGGGAGCGGGUUUUGUUACGGUGAGAAGGAGAAGGAAAGGUUUAAUAGGAUCUUGAGUUGUUAUCAGGGUACUCACAACUUCCAUAACUUCACCACUAGAACUAAGGCUGAGGACCCUGCUGCCAUACGGUACAUUAUUUCGUUCAGUGCAAAUGCCACGGUUACGGUUGAGGGUAUUGAGUUUGUGAAGUGUGAGGUUGUGGGGCAGAGCUUCAUGCUUCAUCAGAUUAGGAAGUUGAUUGGGCUGGCGGUGGCGAUCAUGAGGAACUGUGCUCCUGAGUCGUUGUUAGAAAGAGCUUUACAAAAGGAUGUUAACGUUAAUGUGCCGACGGCUCCUGAGGUUGGUUUGUACUUGGAUGAGUGCUUCUUCUCAUCAUAUAACCAGAAAUGGGGAGAUACUCAUGAGGAAGUGUCAAUGAAAGGCUAUGAGGCAGAGGCGGAAGCUUUCAAAAUGAAGCAUAUAUACACUCAUAUUGGAGCUACUGAGCAUAAAGAAGGUGUUGUGGGUCUCUGGUUGCACUCUCUAAAUCACCGCAAUUAUCCGGAUUUAGGUGCUGAGAACAAUGGAGACACCAGCAAUGGAAAGACUGCCGAGAUCUCCAGUACUGACAACAAUGGAGACACCAUCAACUGUAAAACUGCUGAUAUAAGUGCCGACAACAAUGGAGAUACCAGCAACGUGAAGACUGCCGAUAUCUCCAGUGUUGACAACAAUGGACAUACCAGCAUCUGUAAAACUGCUGAUAUCAGUGCUGAGAACAAUGGAGAUACCUGCAACGGAAAGACUGCUGAUAUCACCAUUGCUGAAAACAAUGGAGACACCAGCAAGUGUAAAACUGCCUAUAUCAGUGCUGACCACAGUGGAGAUGCCAGCAAUGGAGACACCACGGUGGAAAAAAAGACUGAUGAUAUCGCCAGUGCGGAUAACAACCAGGACACCAGCAGGGCCGAGUAACUUGUUUCAGAGAUGAUCAGGUUUCUUCCAUGUACGCUUAUUUCUUUCUUCAGUAUUCACAAGUUACAACUGACUAUUAGCCUACACAACCUUUCACAUCUUCUAGGAAACAAUUAGUAGUUCUUGUGAAGCUGCAUUGUAAUGGAAACUUUGAUGUAUUACUCAUGAAUUAGAGAGGUUUAUUGCUGAAAAUUAUUUGCUACUGGGCCUCUAAACCAUUGUCUGAGAGCCCAGAAUGUAAAGCCCAGUUACCAAGGGCCUUGCUAGUUUCAUCUCCAUAGUCAAAGUCAUCAACUUUC
This is a messenger RNA of Fragaria vesca subsp. vesca, 2075 nucleotides long. RefSeq names its product tRNA pseudouridine synthase A, mitochondrial-like. Gene Ontology annotation, molecular function: RNA binding; pseudouridine synthase activity. NCBI's taxonomy places the organism in Eukaryota, Viridiplantae, Streptophyta, Magnoliopsida, Rosales, Rosaceae. Gene Ontology annotation, biological process: tRNA pseudouridine synthesis; mRNA pseudouridine synthesis. The record is from RefSeq and is a predicted model, not a curated record. The coding region runs from base 1 to 1776 and encodes 591 amino acids. Gene Ontology annotation, cellular component: nucleus. The transcript is spliced from 2 exons.